Messenger RNA from Alternaria metachromatica, 777 nucleotides. RefSeq lists its product as uncharacterized. The transcript has 3 exons. Bases 1 to 777 code for a protein of 258 amino acids. NCBI's taxonomy places the organism in Eukaryota, Fungi, Ascomycota, Dothideomycetes, Pleosporales, Pleosporaceae. The record is from RefSeq and is a predicted model, not a curated record.
AUGGAUCGCUACACGCCCGAGCUCUCGAUGCUUCGCCUGAAGCGACGCCGAGACGACGACGUCCUGUCCAGCAGUCGCCUUCCGCGAGCGAAGAAGGUCGCGUAUACUCCAACAGGUAUUUUCGACUUUAUGCGUCUUUCAGCAGAGCUCCGCAAUCAAAUCUAUGAGUACGCUGUCGCAGAAGUACCCUCUCAGCUACUCACACCAGUCCAUGGACCUCGUGAUCGCGGCGCCGCAGGCAUCGCGUUGACACAAGUCUCCCGCCAAGUACGUUCCGAGUACCGACCAAUGUGGCUUGAACGCGCCAAGUUCGUCAUCGAUUGGCACUCUGUCCACGCAUUCCUCGAGAGCUUCUACCCGAACGAAGAAGAGUAUGGAAGCGGUCCCAAGAAGCUCAUCAUUCAGUACGAGACGGCUUUCGACUGCACGCUCGACCGACCAACGGAGAUCAUCCAUCUAGUGCGAUUGGGCUUGGCCUUCAAGGGAUUGGAAGUACGCAUUAUCCAUUUGGAGGAUUGUGCUCCCGCCGGAGUCUCCAUCACCAAGCUGGUACAGUAUGGUGGUUGUACACGUCUCGGAACUGAAGACACUGCGCUAGUCAAGGAAGCGAAGCGGAAGUGGCGCGUUGCUGUACAGGAGUACGAGGUGAAGAGUGUAGCCAUCACUAUGCAAUAUCCGGAAGAAGCCGUGGAUGUUAAUGUCAAGUUGAGCGAGCAGCUCGCCUCAACGACGGGUACUACCGGUCUUGACGGCCUAUGGGACGAGAUAAUGGUAUGA